AUGGCUCUGCGCGCUGUCGCCGAAGAUGGCACAAUCAAGGACAUCUUGGAGGCGGAUCUAUACAGGCACACUCCGUAUCGUUGGGUAUACAAUGAAGCACACAAUAUUGCUGUAAGAUAUCUCAAGUUUAACCUCAGCGAGCUUGUAGAAGCUGCCAUCAAAGUUGCUCACGACAAUGGUGCCCGGGCCUGUGUCGAAGUUCUUAAAUGUAAAGAGGGCCUGAACAGCAAAGCGUUCCUGCUUAAGAUGGACAAUGGGUCGGUGAUAUUUGCGAAGCUGCCGAAUCCUUGUGCUGGGCCGGCAUUCUAUACCACAGCAUCCGAAGUAGCUACGCGCACCUUCUUGCGCGAAGCAUUGAAAUUUCCUGUACCUCGGAUACUAGCAUGGUCUUCUAAUGCAGAAAACCCCGUAGGAGCGGAGUACAUCCUAGAGGAGCUUGCUUUAGGCGAACCGCUUUGGAAUCUCUGGCCGGACUUGGAAAAACUGCCUAUGAAGCCUCGAAUCGAUAUUAUAGAGCAGGUCGUUGAGCUAGAACGCAGCGUCGCACAGUUAAAGUUCAGCAGCCAUGGCUACAUUUACUUCAAGAAAGAUUAUCCCCAAGGUACCGACUUGAAAACAGGGGACCCCCCCGACUCAGCCAUACCCCUUGCCGUUCUCGAAGGGUAUUGUUUUGGUCCGUUAGUGGAGCGUGGCCUUUGGAAAGCCAAUCAAACCCAACCAAGACCAGAGUGCGGACCUUAUCUUAAUGCUCUCGAGUUCGUAAAAGAGAGAGGCAGAUAUGAAAAGACAUACGUGGAGGAACAUGGAUGUCAACGCAUGAACUACGCUCGCGUUCCUCGAGGGCUUGAGGACCCCCGAGAUAUGCUCGAACUACUGGACCGAUAUGAGAAGCUCGCAUUAGCUAUGAUCUCGCCCUCUGUUCCCGAAGAUCUGAAUGCGUCAACAUUAUGGCACCCUGAUCUCCAUCUCCAAAACAUAUUCAUCGAUCCCGCCACCAUGAAGAUAACAAGUGUCAUCGAUUGGUAA
This is a messenger RNA of Venustampulla echinocandica, 1026 nucleotides long. RefSeq lists its product as uncharacterized. The record is from RefSeq and is a predicted model, not a curated record. The transcript has 6 exons. Lineage: Eukaryota; Fungi; Ascomycota; Leotiomycetes; Helotiales; Pleuroascaceae. Bases 1 to 1026 code for a protein of 341 amino acids. Gene Ontology annotation, cellular component: mitochondrion.